UGUUGCCUAGGUAACCGGCGUGUGGUGUACCGGCUGCAGGAGGGGGAGGGGCUUCCUGAUGGGAUGGCAGUGGACGCUGACGGCCGUCUCUGGGUUGCGUGUUACAACGGAGGACGAGUCAUCAACAUCGACCCCGCGACGGGUGUGUGUUUGCGCAGCGUUUCUCUUCCUGUGAUGAAAACUACUUCCUGUUGUUUUGGUGGUCCAAGAUACACUGACCUCUACGUGACCUCCGCCAGUCUGGGCCUCGACCAAUCAGAGCGCAGAGAGCAGCCGCUGGCCGGACACACCUUCAGGGUAACAGGACUUGGGGUUAAAGGUCGUCCUUCUAACUCGUUCUCUGGAUGAUCUUCAAACAGCCAAUCACAGUGCAGAUCACUGGAUCUUCUAAAUAACCCAGCCAAUCACAGCACAGAUCACUGGACCCUCUAAAUAACCUAAAUGGUGAAGUGACAGCAAAUCAGAAACUAGCAAAGCCAAUGUUAAUGUUAGCAAGCAUGUUAGUUAGCAGCAAUUGGCCUGUGGAUAUGUUAAUGUUAGCUAGCAUGUUAGUUAGCAGUAAUUAGCCCGUGUCUAUGUUAAUGUUAACUAGAAUUUUUGUUAGCAGUAAUUAGCCUGUGCCUAAGUUAAUGUUAACUAACAUGUUAGUUGGCAGUAAUUAGCCUGUGUCUAUGUUAAUGUUAAUUAGAAUGUUAGUUAGCAAUAAUUAGCCUGGGCCUAUGUUAACAUUAACUAACUUGUUAGUUUGCAGUAAUUAGCCUGUGUCUAUGUUAAUGUUAACUAGCAUCUUAGUUUGCAGUAAUUAGCCUGUGUCUAUGUUAAUGUUAACUAGCAUGUUAGUUAGCAGUAAUUAGCCUGUGCCUAUUAUUGACAUUAAUUAUAAAAUGCAAAUGAGCUAUCCACGAAUUGAAUACACCCAGAUAAAGGAUUAAUGUUUCCUUUCCU
Molecule: messenger RNA, 945 nt
Organism: Etheostoma cragini (Arkansas darter)
Lineage: Eukaryota; Metazoa; Chordata; Actinopteri; Perciformes; Percidae
Product: regucalcin-like
Exons: 3
Biological process (GO): L-ascorbic acid biosynthetic process
Molecular function (GO): enzyme regulator activity; gluconolactonase activity; calcium ion binding
Source: RefSeq, a predicted model, not a curated record